Opisthocomus hoazin is the source of this 1473-nucleotide messenger RNA. NCBI's taxonomy places the organism in Eukaryota, Metazoa, Chordata, Aves, Opisthocomiformes, Opisthocomidae. The record is from RefSeq and is a predicted model, not a curated record.
AUGCACAACCUCUCUGCUCAGCCCUGGCAGGCGAAGAUGGCCAACCUGACCUAUGACAACUUCACCCUGGGCAACCGCUCUGAGGUGGCCAUCCAGCCUCCCACCAACUACAAGACAGUGGAGCUGAUUUUCAUCGCCACAGUCACUGGCUCACUCAGCCUCGUCACUGUGGUGGGGAACAUCCUGGUGAUGUUAUCCAUCAAGGUGAACCGCCAGCUGCAGACUGUCAACAACUACUUCCUCUUCAGCCUGGCCUGCGCAGACCUCAUCAUUGGGGUCUUCUCCAUGAACCUCUACACGGUCUACAUCAUCAAAGGUUACUGGCCACUGGGGGCCGUGGUGUGUGACCUGUGGUUGGCCCUGGACUACGUGGUGAGCAAUGCCUCUGUCAUGAACUUACUCAUCAUCAGCUUUGACCGGUACUUCUGUGUCACCAAGCCCCUGACGUACCCAGCCAGGAGGACCACCAAGAUGGCGGGGCUAAUGAUUGCGGCUGCGUGGAUAUUGUCCUUCGUUCUCUGGGCCCCUGCCAUCUUGUUCUGGCAGUUCGUUGUGGGCAAGAGGACAGUCCCUGAGAGGGAAUGUUACAUCCAGUUCCUCUCCAACCCAGCAGUGACCUUCGGCACGGCCAUCGCUGCUUUCUACCUGCCCGUGGUCAUCAUGACGGUGCUGUACAUCCACAUCUCCCUGGCCAGCAGGAGCAGAGUGAGGAGGCACAAGCCUGAAAGCAGGAAAGAGAGGAAAGGCAAGUCCCUCAGCUUCUUCAAGGGGCCCCUGAUCAAACAGAAUAACAACAAAUCCCCCAAGAAGGCCGUGGAGGUGAAGGAGGAGGUGAGGAAUGGGAAAGUGGAUGACCAGCCGUCAGCACAGACAGAGGCCACUGGCCAUCAGGAGGAGAAGGAGACUUCCAACGAGUCCAGCACAGUCAGCAUGACUCAGACCACAAAAGACAAGCCCACAGCAGAAAUCUUGCCAGUGAGGCAAGGACAGAGUCCAUCCCACCCCCGGGUGAACCCAUCUUCCAAGUGGUCCAAGAUUAAAAUUGUAACCAAGCAGACUGGGAGCGAAUGUGUCACCGCCAUCGAGAUCGUCCCCGCUAAGGCAGGAGCCUCUGAUCACAACUCCCUGUCCAACAGCCGCCCGGUCAAUGUUGCCAGGAAGUUUGCCAGCAUCGCCAGGAGCCAAGUACGGAAGAAGCGCCAGAUGGCAGCGCGGGAGAAGAAAGUCACCCGGACCAUAUUUGCUAUCCUGCUAGCCUUCAUACUCACAUGGACUCCAUACAAUGUGAUGGUCCUCAUUAACACCUUCUGUGAGACCUGCGUACCUGAAACAGUGUGGUCCAUUGGCUACUGGCUCUGCUAUGUAAACAGCACCAUCAACCCAGCCUGCUACGCACUCUGCAAUGCCACUUUCAAGAAAACCUUCAAGCACCUUCUCAUGUGCCAGUACAGGAACAUUGGCACAGCCAGGUAA